Penicillium subrubescens is the source of this 1191-nucleotide messenger RNA. Its product is annotated as S-adenosyl-L-methionine-dependent methyltransferase. Gene Ontology annotation, biological process: lipid biosynthetic process. Lineage: Eukaryota; Fungi; Ascomycota; Eurotiomycetes; Eurotiales; Aspergillaceae. The transcript has a single exon. Bases 1 to 1191 code for a protein of 396 amino acids. The record is from RefSeq and is a predicted model, not a curated record.
AUGGGUCCUACUCACGGGUUGCCACGCACUGGGCUCGCUGCCCUCCUAGCCAGUCUUGACAUUCCGGGCGAGAUCCAAUUACCCGCUGGAAAUGUCGUCAAAGUAGGAAAUGGCGAGCCGAAAUAUCGAGUGAUCUUUCAAUCCAAAAGCGCCUUACGCACGCCGAUGACGGAACUUAGUGUCGGCCGUGCGUAUGUUUCUGGUGAAAUCCAAGUCGAAGGAGACCUCGGUGCCCUAUUUGAUUUUCGGGAGAAACUCAAGGAUAAAAUGCCUUUGCGACAGAAGUUUCAAUUUCUAUACGACUAUUUUCGAACUGCUACAGCCAUGAACUCCAAGGCCAUUGGAGAACACUAUAGUCGUGGCGACGAUUUCUAUCUUACCUUUAUCGACAAGCGAUAUAGAUUCUACUCUCAAGGAUUGUUCAAGCAUCCGGAUGAGAGUAUUGAAGAGGCAUCAGAGCAUAAACUUGAGAGCAUGUUCAACAGUUUGGAUCUCAAGCCUGGACAGAGACUCCUCGAUAUUGGCGGUGGUUGGGGAGGUGUUACGCAGUACUGUGGUGCUCGCAGGGUGCAUGUCACAACCUUGACUUUGACGGUGGAUUCGGCCCGCUUCAUCCAACGUUUGAUAAGCGAAAAGGACCUUCCCGGAGAGGUCUUCUUGCAGGACUUUCUAAACUUCAAGCCUGAGGAGCAAUUCGAUCAUGUCGUUAUCUACGGCGUCAUCGAGCAUCUUCCAGACUACCGAGAAUUCGCACGCAGGGUCUGGGAUGUACUCAAACCUGGAGGACGAAUCUAUCUCGAUGGAUCGGCAGCUGCCACCAAAUUUGAUGUGAGUUCAUGGACGAGAAAUUAUAUCUGGCGAGGCACGCAUACAUUCAUGACUGUGCAAGACGUCAUGGCUGAGUUUUUGUAUCAUGGGUUCGAGGUUAUUGAGGUAGCUCGUGAGACCAAGGAUUAUGAGCUUACCAUGUUGGAAUGGGCCAAGAGACUAGAUUCAGCCAAGAACGAAGUCAUUGCGGGCUGGGGGGAGGAAACGUAUCGCAUGUUUCGUCUAUUUCUAUGCGGCGGGACGCAUGCAUUCAAGACAAAUGCUUUGCAGGCGUACCAUCUUGUUGCUGAAAAGACCAGGUCGCCAGGGCUCCGUCCAUCGACUUAUCGUCGAAUUAUUCAGUUCCUUGGGACACUUCGUUGA